Messenger RNA from Rotaria sp. Silwood1, 1203 nucleotides. Lineage: Eukaryota; Metazoa; Rotifera; Eurotatoria; Philodinida; Philodinidae. The record is from the annotation of a GenBank genome assembly.
AUGGCAAGAACUCCAUCAAUGCCAAUAAGUACAACAACUGAACAGAUAAUUCCACUUGAAAAUCGUCCACCAAUUAUGGCAACAUUUAUAUCAUUAUAUGCACUUAUUUUUUUCUUUGGUAUAUCUGGAAAUGCUCUUGUAAUUUUUGUUGUUUGUCGAAAUAAAGCCAUGCAAACUGUUACAAAUGUAUUUAUAACGAAUCUAGCACUUUCCGAUAUUCUAAUGUGUUGUUUAGCUGUACCAUUUACGCCAAUAUCAGCCUAUGGACAUACUUGGCAUCUUGGUAGAAUACUAUGUCAUUUAGUACCCAUGUCAUUGGGUAUAUCAGUUUAUGUGUCAACAUUGACUUCUCUAGCGAUUGCUGUUGAUCGUUAUUUUGUUAUAGUACAUCCAUUUCGUUCUCGUAUGCGUUUAGGUGUCUGUAUAUUAUUAAUUAUUGUUAUAUGGAUCGUUGGUAUUUCGAUAUCUUUACCUUUAGCUAUUUAUAUGCGAUUUGAUCGAACAAAAUGUGAAGUAGGUUCAGAAUAUUGGCCACAAUAUACAUCAAGACGUUUUUUUAAUUUUUCGUCAUUAGUUUUACAAUAUCUUAUUCCAUUCUCCGUUAUAUCAUUUAGUUAUUAUAAAGUAUGGGUUGCACUUGCACGCCGUUCAUUACCAGGUCGUACACGAAUACGUGAAGAAGUUGAACUUUGUCGUAAAAAACGUACAAAUCGUAUGUUAAUUGCUAUGGUUGUUAUAUUUGCUAUUUGUUGGUUACCAUUAAAUAUUGUUCAUAUGGUUGCAGAAUUUCAUCGUUCAGACUUAAAUCAUUAUAAAGUUUUAUUUUUAAGUACACAUGUUAUAGCAAUGUCAUCAACAGUUUAUAAUCCAUUUUUAUAUUCAUGGUUAAAUGAUAAUUUUCGUAAAGAAUUUCAACAAAUAAUUCCAUGUUUAUUUAAAAUAUGUUCAUGUUUUAAUCAAGAUAGAUUAAACACUAUGCCUAUUACUACAACAGGUGAUGGAGAUACUUAUACUGAUCGUCCAACAACAUAUCAUAUGCCAAUGGAUUUAACAUCAAAUGGUAAUACAAAUGGUUUUACAAUGAAAAAGCCAAAUUUAGAAAAUAUUCCAUUAACAUCAAUCAAGCAAAGUCCAUCAAUAGAAGACCCAUUACUUAUGUCAAAUAAUCCAACAACAAUGAAUAAGAAUUUCAAUCAUAUUUAA